AUGGCUCUUAAAGGCAUGAGAAAGAGUGAUCUACAGCGCCUUGCAUCUCAGCUUAAUAUUAAUAGCGAUGGUUUAAAGGCAAAUCUUGAAACAAGAAUUGUUGAACAUUUAUUAGAAAAUAAGGCUUUACUUUCUAAGAAUCCAGAAUUUUCGUCAUAUUAUGAGGAUUCUUUAGAAGAUACUGGAUCUUUUGUAAAUAAUGUAAAAGGAUCAUCUCGAAAAAAAUCUGUAGUUGUACAGAAAACAAAUGUAAAACGGCCUUUAUUUGCGACGAAUCAAAGUGAUUCUUUUGAUUAUAAGUUUAAAAAUCAUUCGGAAGCUUCUUUAUUAUAUGAAAAUAAUAAAGCUCGGCAUAGAUUUAACGAACUUGUAAAUGAGUCUUCUGAUGCAGCAUCAGAGUCAGUUUUGUCCGAAACUAUUUGUAUUUCUGGUUUUAAUGGUGGUUGCGUCCUGAAAGAUACAUUUAACUCUUGUUUUCAGUAUGAUGUUCUUUUUGACAAGCUAUUAAAUAUACGCAAGUGUUUAUCUAAAGUUUUAAUGCUUGAUUUUUUAUUUUGUAUUUAUGAAUUUUAUAAUCUUUUAAGUUUUUUGAUUCCAUGGUCAUAUAAGGCGUUUCUUCCUUUGUUUUCUUCUUUUUUUGAUUAUAGAAUUCUUUAUUUGCCGGAUCUUUCUGUAAUUUUUUCAUUUGAAAAAUUUUGGUCACCCUUCUUAACUUGGUGGAUAUUUACAAUAUUUAUACCUUUGAUUGUGGCUACAAUAUUCAAUUUUCAUGAAUCAAGGAAAGGAGAAGGCUUUAAAAUAAUUGAUCCGAUGACAUUUGCUGUUGUUAAAACAAUAGUUGUUUAUUUUAUAUUUUAUAAAGGUUUUCAGAAAAGUUUUUUUUUUGCUAAUUCUUUGUCUAUUAUUAAAUCUGCUAUUGGCAUUGAUCUUAUGUUUACUUUGUCUUUUAUAGGAGUGUUAUAUGCAAUGUAUGACACUUUAAUUUCUAGAAAGUAA
Molecule: messenger RNA, 996 nt
Organism: Pneumocystis murina B123
Lineage: Eukaryota; Fungi; Ascomycota; Pneumocystomycetes; Pneumocystales; Pneumocystaceae
Exons: 5
Coding region: 1-996 (331 amino acids)
Cellular component (GO): membrane
Source: RefSeq, a predicted model, not a curated record